This is a messenger RNA of Macroventuria anomochaeta, 1072 nucleotides long. Its product is annotated as 40S ribosomal protein-like protein S3. Gene Ontology annotation, cellular component: cytosolic small ribosomal subunit; nucleus. Gene Ontology annotation, molecular function: structural constituent of ribosome; RNA binding. NCBI's taxonomy places the organism in Eukaryota, Fungi, Ascomycota, Dothideomycetes, Pleosporales, Didymellaceae. Bases 70 to 861 code for a protein of 263 amino acids. The record is from RefSeq and is a predicted model, not a curated record. Gene Ontology annotation, biological process: translation. The transcript has 4 exons.
ACGAACUCGAACUCGACAACCACCGGCGCGGCCUAUCUGAAUUUCAGCAGCUAACCACAGUCCGAAAAUAUGGCCACUACUCAGUCUGCUAUCUCCAAGAGGAGAAAGUUCGUCGCUGACGGUGUUUUCUACGCCGAGCUGAACGAGUUCUUCCAGCGCGAGCUUGCUGAGGAGGGCUACUCCGGCGUCGAGGUCCGCGUUACACCCACCGUCACCGACAUCAUCAUCCGCGCCACCCACACACAGGAGGUCCUCGGAGAGCAAGGUCGCCGCAUCCGUGAGCUCACCUCGCUCAUCCAGAAGCGCUUCAAGUUCCCCGAGAACUCCGUCUCCCUGUACGCCGCCAAGGUUCAGAACCGAGGUCUGUCCGCCGUCGCCCAGUGCGAGUCCCUCCGCUACAAGCUCCUCAACGGUCUCGCCGUCCGAAGGGCCUGCUAUGGUGUCCUCCGCUUCAUCAUGGAGUCUGGCGCCAAGGGUUGCGAAGUCGUCGUCUCCGGAAAGCUCAGGGCCGCCCGUGCCAAGAGCAUGAAGUUCACUGACGGAUUCAUGAUCCACUCCGGUCAGCCCGCAAAGGACUUCAUCGACGAGGCCACCCGCCACGUCCUGCUCCGCCAGGGUGUGCUCGGUAUCAAGGUUAAGAUCAUGCGCGGAUCUGACCCCGAGGGCAAGGCCGGCCCAUCCAAGACUCUCCCCGAUUCCGUCACCAUCAUCGAGCCCAAGGAGGAGCAGCCCGUUGUCCAGCCCAUGUCCCAGGACUACGGUGCCAAGGCCAUCGCCGCCCAGCAGGCAGCGGACCAGGCCAGGCAGGCGGAGCAGCAGCAGGGCGAGGGUGAGGCCGCACCUGCCACCGAGGAGCAGUAGAUUGCAGCGUGAUUGCGGGGCGCAUGAGGUUACGAAAAGGCAUUUAGCGGAAGCUUAUGAUGCAUCUUCCUUUGCACAUUCGGAACGGACUGGUCUGCUUUUGAUUUUGAAUGGGCGGUUAUGGAGUCGUCAUAUAUACUCUUCGAUACACCCAAAUACCAAACACCAAAACAUGGCCUUGGCCCACCGAUGUGGUUCAACUUCAAAAACG